AUCUUCGAUACUACCUUCUGCGGCGACUGGGCUGGUAAUGUCUGGGGUUCGGGCAGUUGUGCGUCCGUCGCUAGCUCAUGUAGUGAUUAUGUGGCGAAUAAUCCGGAGGCUUUUGCCGAGGCUUAUUGGAUUAUUAAUUCGUUGAAGGUUUAUCAGGAUGAUGGUGAUGAUGAUGAUACUGUUGCUGGGGUGGUUGAUUAUGGGGAUGAUGAGGAUGACGACGACAAUGACAAUUCGGAUGAUGAUGAUUCGGAUGAUGACGAUGAUUCAGACGACGACGAUGAUGAUUCUGAUUCUGAUGAUGAUUCAGACGAUGAGGACGACGACGACGACGAUGAUGAUUCAGACGAUGAGGACGACGACGACGACGAUGAUGAUUCAGACGACGAUGAUGACGAUGAGUCUCGUCCCUGGAGAGGUGGAGGAGGAGGAAGAAACCGUCAUGGUUCGAAGCUGUACGCGUCGACGUCGACCUCGUCGUUCCCUAGUCCGUCGUUUGUGAGAAAGACAAAGUGGGAGAGGAGGAAUCCGAUGGCGGGGAUGAUUUUCUAGAUUCCUCGUCUGUCUCUCGUCUGAAUCCGUUCAUUUCAUCUUCAUCUUCAUCUUCAGCUCUGUUUUCCCUCAUUUGAUUCAUUGAUUGAUGCGUUGGUUGCCUGGGAUUGCGGUCAUUCGUUUUGUAUGCUUGAUCGGUUGACUGUCGUUUUGAUUUCACUCUUUCGGUGCAUUCAUGCAUGCAUGCAUGUAUAGAUCUGGAUCUAUACGUGCAUAAGCUACAUCAUAGUAACUAUCUUCUUUUCCUGGGGUAUGUACUAGUCGCUCGCUUCAUCACUACUUACUAUACCCGUCACUCGUUAGAACGAUUUACUCUAAUUGAAGUUCAU
Aspergillus costaricaensis CBS 115574 is the source of this 881-nucleotide messenger RNA. RefSeq lists its product as uncharacterized. Lineage: Eukaryota; Fungi; Ascomycota; Eurotiomycetes; Eurotiales; Aspergillaceae. The record is from RefSeq and is a predicted model, not a curated record. The transcript has a single exon. The annotation marks the transcript as partial.